This is a messenger RNA of Harmonia axyridis, 1318 nucleotides long. RefSeq lists its product as uncharacterized. Bases 208 to 1242 code for a protein of 344 amino acids. NCBI's taxonomy places the organism in Eukaryota, Metazoa, Arthropoda, Insecta, Coleoptera, Coccinellidae. The transcript has 5 exons. The record is from RefSeq and is a predicted model, not a curated record.
UCGCAAACAAAAUAAUAUUACGAUGACUCCUGCCAGACUGCUUCAGCAGGGUACCAACGCGACCUUCUGGAGUUCCUAAAGUCAUUGGCGCUCUGCCUCUGGAGUUCAAUACAGUUGGACUUGGUGAACGGAAACAAGUGAGACAGUGAAGACUGAUAGUACGUGAAUUUAUUGUCCUCAUAUUUAUGAACUUGGAAAUACAACGAAAUGCUGCUUUUGCCACUUCUGUACUUGUUGGUUCUUCAGAUAGGUGAUGACGUUACUGGUCAUGGACGUCUUAUGGAUCCACCAUCCAGGAACUCUAUGUGGAGAUUUGGCUUUCCAAAUCCUGUCAACUACAAUGACAACGAACUCUUCUGUGGAGGCUAUGCAAUCCAAUGGGAACAGAAUUCUGGAAAAUGUGGCAUUUGUGGAGACGCUCAUCAUUUGGAAAGUCCUAGACCUCAUGAAGCUGGUGGAACAUACGCCAAAGGCAUCAUUUCUAGACACUACAGUGUCGGUCAAGAGAUCGAUAUUGAGAUAGAGCUCACAGCGAAUCAUUAUGGUCACUUCGAGUUCUUCUUGUGUCCAAAUAACAAUCCUUUCCAAGAAGCCACACCAGACUGCCUCAAAAGAUACCCCCUGUAUAUUGCUGGAACAAAAGACUUCAGAUAUGUGAUACCAGAAGACGGCAAGAAGAAGGCAGUGUUCAGGUACCGAGUCCAGCUUCCACCUUACGUCACCUGCACUCAGUGCGUCAUCCAAUGGAGCUACUACACAGGCAACCAAUGGGGUCUCUGUCCAAACGGCACUCAAGCUCAGGGUUGUGGAAAAUCUGAGACUUUCAGAAACUGUGCGGAUGUGGCAAUCCUGUCCAGUACUGGAGGAGCAGUACCCCCUCUCUUCGUAGGUUUGGACAACCCGUACCUCUUGUUCUUCAGGGACAGUUCUAAGCCAUCGCCUUACAACGUGUUCCCGUUGGUCAUCAGGGAUCAAGUGUGUGUUCCCAAUGAUUUGUUCAGGACCAUGCCUGGAAUAGACAAGUGGUGCCAGAGGAAUUGUUUGAGCUACCCGCCAAACUGUCCAAAGAAAAUUUGUGAAUGUCCGACCACGUGCAGAGCGAUCAACGAAUAUGAAGGACAAAGAGGAGCAGAUGUCAAUUGUAUGGAUAAAUGUCUGGUAUAUCCUAGUAACUGUCCAGCUGAAGAAUGCGAAUGCUUCGAAGAGAUAUCCAUAUCUAGAACAAAUACCGAUAAGAAGUGAAGAAAAAAGUCAUGGGGCUGUUGAAGGAGCUAACAGACUGAUUGUAACAUAUUUUGAAUAUAUUGUACAGGUCGUA